Zingiber officinale is the source of this 1842-nucleotide messenger RNA. RefSeq lists its product as uncharacterized. The transcript is spliced from 4 exons. The record is from RefSeq and is a predicted model, not a curated record. Lineage: Eukaryota; Viridiplantae; Streptophyta; Magnoliopsida; Zingiberales; Zingiberaceae. Bases 140 to 1423 code for a protein of 427 amino acids.
GCUAGUCCUAUUGGACUGAAGACGACGGUUGGCGAGCAACCACUGUAAUUUCGGUAGACAAACUAUAAAGUCGCCCCCCACGCCCCACCCAUCUCUCUUCGCCCUCCUCUCUCGCUCUGCUUCCUAAUUAAUCCCGGUCAUGGACGCCGGAGCCGACGAGGCGCCGCUUGUGCAAGUAGAGGACGGAUCCGGAGAGAAGGAUCUGGACGCCGCGCUCCGCUGCCUCGAGGGCUUCCUCGCCCUGCUUGGUUUCCCCGAUUCCUCCUCACGGGUUCGCCUGGCCGCCUCCUGGGCCGCCUUCCUCCUCCUCGGCGUCGCCGUCCCAUCCGCCGCCAUCGGCCUCUACCAGUGCUCCCACUCCGUCUGCGCCGAGUACAAAGUCCACCAGUUCGAGUUAUGCGUCCUCCUGUCUCAGGUCUUGCUCGCCGCCGUCUCGCUUGCUUGCAUCUCGCGGAACCUUCUCAAGUACGGGAUUCGGAGGUUCCUGUUCGUGGAUCAGCACCAUGGCCAUGUGGAGAGGUUCCAGAAGGAGUAUGUUCGCAAAAUCCAGGAGUUCUUUCAUUUGCUAGUUCGGUGGAUAUUGCCAUGCUUUAUUGUAAUGACUGUUCGUGAAACUGUCCAUUUUAUGUACACCUUCCAUCAGUCUGCAUGGAGAUCCACUGCCGUUUUGAUGGCUUCAAUGUUGUCAUGGGUUUAUCUAACAAUCAUUCUUUUAUCAGCUUGUCUGUUAUUCAAUCUUGUGUGUAAUUUGCAAAUUAUUCACUUUGAAGAUUAUGGAAAAUUUUUGGAAAGAGAUGUAGAAACUUUUCUGUGUUUGGAGGAACAUAUGCGCUUACGCUUUUAUCUCUCAAAAAUCAGUCAUAGAUUCCGCAUAUUCCUCCUUUUGCUUUUCUUGGUCGUCACAGUGAGUCAAUUUGUCACCCUUUUUCAGACCACUGGGUAUAGUGGCAAUAUUAAUUUUACAAAUGCUGGAAGCUUAGCUGUGUCUUCUGUUGUUCAAGUUGUUGUCGUUGUUCUCUGCUUGAAUGCAGCUUCAAAAAUUUCUCAUAGGGCUCAAGGCAUUUCAUCCUUAGCAAGUAGAUGGCAUGCCUAUGCGACAUGCUGUCCGAUUGGGUCUCAAAUGAGAACUGCAAAUGGUUCUGGCAAUAUUGAGGCUGUUUCGGCAAGUUCCUUUUUAAGAGAUUAUUCUGAAAGUGAUCUGGAAUCACUAGAAAAUGUGGCGACCUAUAACAAUGCUCAGUUAACUUCUUUUACUUCAUAUCACAAGCGGCAAGCCCUUGUUAUUUAUCUGCAGUCCAACCCCGGCGGUAUCACAAUCUUUGGAUGGACAGUUGACCGAACCUUGCUGAAUACCAUUUUCUUCCUUGAGCUGACACUCGUGCUUUUUGUGCUUGGCAAAACUGUAGUCUUUCCUUCCUUGUGACCCUUCUUGUGACACUUCAGAAAUGGCUUUGAACUGCCGUUUGGUUGCUUUCUACGCAUCAGGCAAAAAGAGUGAGCCACAGAAGAAAAUGCCACGGAGGGAAAAAAAAAAAAAAGUUUGAUUGAUCUCUGUUCCUCGGGCUCAAGUUGUAUUUUUUUUUUUUUUUUGCCUUGCGUGAAUCGAGUUCAUGGAUUAUGUUGGUCAAAUAACGUUCUUUUUGUAUAGAUGAGACCAGAAUUUGUACAUAAGAGAUGCCACACUGUAUAAUACCAAACGUCUGUCUCGUUUACUUUUGAUAGGCAGGUAGAACUAGUGAGUCACUUGGUUCAGAGUGAUUAUUUUUUGCAUAACCUUAUCCUUGUAUAAUUACAAUUGGGUUGAUGCAUGCGUCUUUCCGGAGACAUCUGAUAAAAUUGAUC